GCAGCGCAGGAGGGCAGCGCAGGGCGGAGGGGCCGCGGAGCGGGGCCGGGGCAGAGCGGAGCGCGCAGCGAUGCCGGACCGCGACAAUGAGCCGUUUUCCAACCCCCUGGCCCCUGAUGGCCACGACGUGGAUGACUCGCACUCCUUCCACCAAUCCAAGCUGACCAAUGAAGACUUCAGGAAGCUUCUCAUGACCCCGCGGGCUGCGCCAACAUCUGCGCCACCGUCCAAAUCUCGCCACCAUGAGAUGCCCCGGGAGUACAACGAGGAUGAAGAUCCAGCUGCUCGCAGGAGGAAAAAGAAAAGCUACUACGCGAAGCUGCGGCAGCAGGAGAUCGAGCGUGAGAGGGAACUGGCUGAGAAGUACCGGGACCGAGCCAAGGAGAGGAGGGAUGGAGUGAACAAGGACUACGAGGAGACGGAGCUGAUCAGCACCACGGCCAACUACAGGGCCGUGGGGCCCACGGCCGAGGCGGAUAAAUCUGCUGCGGAGAAGAGGAGACAGCUGAUCCAGGAGUCCAAGUUCUUGGGUGGUGACAUGGAGCACACUCACUUGGUGAAGGGUCUGGACUUUGCGCUGUUGCAGAAGGUACGGGCUGAGAUCGCCAGCAAGGAGAAGGAGGAGGAAGAAAUGAUGGAGAAGCCCCAGAAAGAGACUAAGAAAGAUGAAGAUCCUGAGAACAAAAUUGAAUUUAAGACUCGGCUGGGCCGCAACAUCUACCGCAUUCUGUUCAAGAGCAAGACCUACGAGCGGAAUGAGCUGUUCCUGCCGGGAAGGAUGGCCUACGUGGUGGAUCUGGACGAUGAGUACGCCGACACCGACAUCCCGACCACGCUGAUCCGCAGCAAGGCCGACUGCCCCACCAUGGAGGCACAGACCACCCUGACCACCAACGACAUUGUCAUCAGCAAGCUCACGCAGAUCCUCUCCUACCUCAGGCAAGGCACCCGCAACAAGAAGCUCAAGAAGAAGGAUAAAGGGAAGCUGGAUGAGAAGAAGCCUCCUGAAGCUGAUAUGAACAUCUUUGAAGACAUUGGGGAUUAUGUGCCCUCCACUGCCAAGAUGCCACGGGACAAGGAACGGGAGAGGUACCGGGAGAGAGAGCGCGACAAGGACCGGGAGCGAGACCGGGAGAGGGAGGAGGAGAAGAAGAGGCACAGCUACUUUGAGAAGCCCAAGGCUGAUGAUGAGCCCACAGACAUCGACAAAGGACCCGGCUCAGCCAAGGAGCUCAUCAAGUCCAUCAACGAGAAGUUUGCUGGAGCUGCUGGCUGGGAAGGAGCAGAGGCCUUGAAGAAGCCAGAGGACAAGAAGCAGCUGGGAGACUUCUUUGGCAUGUCCAACAGCUAUGCCGAGUGCUACCCUGCCACAAUGGAUGAUAUGGCUGUGGACAGCGAUGAAGAGGUGGACUACAGCAAAAUGGAUCAGGGUAACAAGAAGGGGCCUCUGGGCCGCUGGGACUUUGACACCCAGGAGGAGUACAGCGAGUACAUGAACAACAAGGAGGCUCUGCCCAAGGCAGCGCUCCAGUAUGGGAUCAAGAUGUCUGAGGGCCACAAAACCCGCCGCUUCAAGGAGACAAAUGACAAGGCAGAGCUGGACCGGCAGUGGAAGAAGAUCAGCGCGAUCAUCGAGAAGAGGAAGAAGUUGGAGGCUGAUGGGGUUGAAGUGAAACGUCCCAAGUACUGAUGUCUCCUGUGUCUCCUCCUCCUCCCAUUCCUGGAAGCCCAUCCUGCUGGGUGCUGCUCCCAGAGUGUGCUGGUGUGCCCUCCUUGCUCCACACACCGUCCACUUUCUGCUCUGGGCUGGGGGGCUCUCCCCUCCCUCCACUCUUUGCUGCAGAGCCUGUGUAAAUGUUGUACCCUUAAUAAAGUUACAAUAAGUUUG
Myiozetetes cayanensis is the source of this 1888-nucleotide messenger RNA. It is a transcript of the gene IK, whose product is annotated as IK cytokine. The coding region runs from base 71 to 1690 and encodes 539 amino acids. Gene Ontology annotation, biological process: mRNA splicing, via spliceosome. The record is from RefSeq and is a predicted model, not a curated record. Gene Ontology annotation, cellular component: nucleus. NCBI's taxonomy places the organism in Eukaryota, Metazoa, Chordata, Aves, Passeriformes, Tyrannidae. The transcript is spliced from 20 exons.